This is a messenger RNA of Lathyrus oleraceus (garden pea), 1167 nucleotides long. Its product is annotated as proteasome subunit alpha type-1-B. Gene Ontology annotation, biological process: ubiquitin-dependent protein catabolic process. Lineage: Eukaryota; Viridiplantae; Streptophyta; Magnoliopsida; Fabales; Fabaceae. The transcript has 2 exons. Bases 195 to 1052 code for a protein of 285 amino acids. Gene Ontology annotation, cellular component: proteasome core complex; proteasome core complex, alpha-subunit complex. The record is from RefSeq and is a predicted model, not a curated record.
UAAAAAAAAAGCCCACUGGCCCAUAAGCCCACUGUAAUAACUUGAUUAGAAAGAAAAGAGUCAUAAAAGAAAUCCCUAGAUCGAUCCCAAACUUCACGACAUAACUACUUAACUCCGAUCUUCUCCGGCGACCUCCAGAAUACAGUCCCCGAAUCCCAUUUCUCCGGCGAAGCCAAAUCGAAUCUACAUCAAACAUGUUCAGAAACCAGUACGACACUGACGUUACAACAUGGAGUCCAGCAGGACGACUAUUCCAAGUGGAGUACGCCAUGGAAGCAGUGAAGCAAGGUUCAGCCGCAAUAGGUCUCCGAUCCAAGACGCACGUGGUUCUCGCCUGCGUUAACAAAGCCAAUUCUGAAUUAUCUUCUCAUCAGAAGAAGAUUUUCAAGGUUGACGAUCAUAUCGGAGUUGCCAUCGCCGGUCUCACCGCCGACGGCCGUGUUCUUUCCCGUUACAUGCGAUCUGAAUGCAUUAACUAUAAUUACACUUAUGAGUCUCCGCUUCCUGUUGGUCGUCUUGUUGUUCAGCUCGCCGAUAAGGCUCAGGUUUGCACUCAGAGAUCAUGGAAGCGUCCUUACGGGGUUGGUCUUCUUGUAGCUGGAUUAGAUGAAUCAGGGGCUCACCUCUACUACAACUGCCCAAGCGGAAACUACUUCGAAUACCAGGCUUUUGCAAUUGGUUCACGCUCACAAGCUGCAAAGACAUAUUUGGAACGCAGGUUUAACAACUUCACAGCCUCCUCCCGGGAAGAUCUAAUCAAAGAUGCACUCAUUGCAACUAGGGAGUCCCUGCAAGGUGAAAAGCUCAGAAGCUCCGUAUGCACCAUUGCUGUGGUUGGAGUAGGUGAGCCAUUCCACAUUUUGGAUCAGGAAACUGUUCAAGAGUUGAUUGAUACUUUUGAAAUUGUGAGGGAGGAAGAAAGUGCACCUGCUGAACCUGAGGUAGCAACUGAGCAGGAUGCUGCCCCAGAUCAGGCUCCUGGUGCUGAUCAAGGUGGCGCUGAAAACCAAGGUGGUGCCGAACCCCAAGGUGGUUCUCCAAUGGACAUUUGAUAAUCUAAGAUCCCGCACUUGAGUUGUUAAAAACUGUUAUUUAAAAAAUGAAUAGGUUUCAUGUUGAACAUGUUACGGAAGGAGACAUCUCUUUGAUGGAUUUUUCUUUGCUUAA